Mya arenaria is the source of this 633-nucleotide messenger RNA. Its product is annotated as dentin sialophosphoprotein-like. Lineage: Eukaryota; Metazoa; Mollusca; Bivalvia; Myida; Myidae. The record is from RefSeq and is a predicted model, not a curated record. The transcript has 3 exons. The coding region runs from base 1 to 633 and encodes 210 amino acids.
AUGCAUAAACUGGGUCAGGGGGCAGGGCAGACCUCAUCGAACGCCAGCAACAGGAAGCAUAAACUGGGUCAGGGGGCAGAGCAGACCUCAUCGAACGCCAGCAACAGGAUGCAUAUAUUUGGUGACUCUUGGUUCAGCCUGACUAAUCUUGUCGUUGGCGCUGCGACUGGGGUAGGAGCCGUCUUUGCUGCGCCAGUUGUGCUUUCGGCUGCUGGGUUUACUGGUGCUGGGGUUGCGCUUGGAUCUGAUUGGCAAACAAGCAGUGAUAGGUUAACCACCAGGGAUAGGUCAACAAUUAGUGAUAGGUCAACAAGCAGUGAUAGGUCAACAAUUAGCGAUAGGUCAACAAGCAGUGAUAGUUCAACAUUUAGCGAUAGGUCAACAAGCAGUGAUAGUUCAACAAUUAGCGAUAGGUCAACAAGCAGUGAUAGUUCAACAUUUAGCAAUAGGUCAACAAGCAGUUAUAGUUCAACAUUUAGCGAUAGGUCAACAAGCAGUGAUAGUUCAACAAUUAGCGAUAGGUCAACAAGCAGUGAUAGUUCAACACCUAGCGAUAGGUCAACAAGCAGUUAUAGUUCAACAUUUAGCGAUAGGUCAACAAGCAGUGAUAGGUCAACACUUAGCGAUGGGUAA